AUGGACCAAGUACUGGGCUUGAGAUUGCACGACCGGUCGACCGACCCGAACGCUUCCCAAUGCGACUUCUCCGUCUUGCGCUGCAGAGACCGGGCUGAGUGCCCUCAGGGACCUUUGGGGAGCUGCUCCGAAGGGAGAGAGGGGCAGGCGUGUAACAACUGCGAGCCGGGCUACUACUCCCGAGGCUCAACGUGUGAACGUUGUCGUGAGGGGGAUGCUCUUCCGGUCAUCUUGCUCUUGAUUAUGCUGCUUGCCCUCCUCGCCUUCGUGAGUAACUCCAAUUGGGAUCCAAGUCAAGUGAGUCUGAAUACCGUAACGGCGGCCUCACUGACCAGCCAGCUGCUCAUGGCCAUCCAAUCCCUGGGUUCGAUCCGCGAGCUGUCCAUCAACUGGCAGGAGCCAGUGGCGACUCUUAUCAACCUCACGAAGCUGGUGAUGUUCGACUUCCAUUUCAUCCGCACUUCUUGCUUCUUCGGCACCGACAAUCCCGUACUCUAUUUUGUCGGCCGAUUGCUUACAUGCCCGGUGGCUUGUGCUCUGCUACUGUGUGCUUGGGUCCUGCAGAAGAUGCUCGGACGUCACAAGCCAUUCAACACGGUGUUGAAUCAGUGUGGAGUGAUGAUCUUUGCCUUCUUCCUGUCCAUCACCCGCGCGACCCUGAUUCCAUUUCAGUGUGUCGAGAACCCAAAUGGAACUAGCUCAAUGAUGCUGCACCCGGGCAUCAUUUGCUACCAAUCGGAGGAGCAUGCCCUCUUUGCUGCACUUUCUGUGGUAGGAGUUGUGACUCAGCCCUUGGCUAUCCUGGUGUUGGCCACCUACGUCAUCUUCACGUAUCCAUCGCGUGUAGCCGGUGGCAAGGGGCUUCGCUUCUCCACGCGAUACCGUUUCCUUCUUCACAGGUUCAAGCCUUCGUCCUACUACUACGGCUUGGUCCUCCUCUACCGCAAUGCUAUCAUCGCUCUUCUGCCUACGGUUCUGGUCGGCGUGCCGGAAGUUCAAGUACCGUUAAUGGGCAUCAUGUUGCUGGCUGUCCAGAACCUGUCCUUGCAAACUGCGCCAUGGCGAACACAAAUGGCCAAUCGCGUCGACAUGCUGUUGACGGACCUUCUUCUCGUCACUCUGCUCAGUGCCGGUCCUCUGCUGCUACUGGACGAGGCUUCGUCCACGGCCGUGCUCGGUUGGCUUCUUUGUGUGCCCAUCCUGUCGAUCUUGCUUGUGGUUCUUCUUGGCUUCCUGAGACUCGCGGUGAAGGCCAUCAGGCAGAAGAGGGAGAAGCUCUACGACAUCUUCCUAUGUCACCACAAGGCAGGGGGUGGGAGCUUGAGCCGCUUGAUGAAGCUCGUGAUUCUGCAGCACUCUUCCGCCCGGGUGUUCUUGGACAGCGACCAGCUUCAGAACCUCGACUUGUUGUUUGACAUCAUCCGGACAUCGACAAAGAACGUGGUCGUGGUGCUCACCGGAGAGCUGCUGUCUAGAAGCUGGUGUGCGGGAGAGAUCGUAACCGCCUGGAAGAAUGACAUUCACACGGUGCCCUUGCUCUGCGAAGGUUUCGAAAGGCUGUCUGACGAGGCACAGAAGCAGAUCCCUUCACUUUGGACGCCUCACCAAGUUGCACAAUUGGCAAGCUACGGGAUCCAGCUUGAUGAUGUGAACUUGGCUUAUUCAUGGCUGCAGCAUGAGCUAACUCCUCUCCAAAUGGCCCGCUUUGGUCCAGUUUGUGGCAGGGAAAAGGUGGUCGUGGAGCUUAUGAACGUCUGUGGAUUGUCGUCUCGUCGAACGACGAGCAAGACGGCCGGACAUGUCUCACGACCCCGGAUUCUCAUUUUGAGCUCCUAUAUGGAGGCAGAGUAUUUGUCCGCUUGCGAGGUCUUUCAAAUUCUUCUACAAGCACACCUCCAUGUCGAGUGCGAGGUUGUGCACGAUUUUCAGCAGAUUGCCACAUGCAAGCCUUUUGCCUACUACCUCAUUGCCUUGCUUUUCCGUGGCAUCCUCCGGGACGAAGAUUUCAUCAAGCUUCUCCUGUAUGCUACUCAGACUUGUACCUCGUCAAAACGGGCCUUGGAAUUGGUGCCAGUGGUUGCCGACUCCAACUUCGAAGUUCCAAACGUCGAUAGUAUGAAGAAGAAGUUCGGCUGCCGUGCUCCUCCUGGUGGGCCGGCACACCAGGAUCAGGUUUUUCGAAACUUGUGCACAGUGCUGGCCUUGCCAUUCACACCUCUAGCAUCAGAAGGUCUGCAAGAGAGGCAGGUGGCGGAGAUCGCAUCGCGAAUCCACCGAUAUCAGGAUCCAGUCACGGCUGCUCCAAAAGACGAGAACGAAGAUCAGCUCCUGCGUCGAGGCAGUUUCCAGCCAGCCCUUGAGAAUCUCCAUGCACAGGAAUCAUUGGUGGCUGAUGUCACGGACGAUCGCAGCCAGACUUCGGAUGAUGAGAGGUCUACUGGCACACCACGGUCCGAAGAAGCGAACAACAUGGUGGAAUUUGUUUUCUAA
Molecule: messenger RNA, 2490 nt
Organism: Symbiodinium sp. CCMP2592
Lineage: Eukaryota; Dinophyceae; Suessiales; Symbiodiniaceae
Source: the annotation of a GenBank genome assembly